Molecule: messenger RNA, 642 nt
Organism: Lottia gigantea (owl limpet)
Lineage: Eukaryota; Metazoa; Mollusca; Gastropoda; Lottiidae
Exons: 1
Coding region: 1-642 (213 amino acids)
Source: RefSeq, a predicted model, not a curated record
AUGAAACCAGAAACUUUAGUUAUGAAAAUAAUAGAAGCUAUUGAAACAGCUUCACCAACUACAAUAACUUAUAAUGGUAAAAAAAUCAGCAUAACUAAAAAACUUAUUGAUAAAUACAAAUAUUUUAAAGUCAGAGACGAUAUAGACUUAGAAAGAAUUGACGCGAACGCAAAAGAAGGUGGAUUUAUAUUUUCCCUACCAUUAAUAUUUGCUGGUAUUACCGCGGCGGCUUCAGUGGCUGGUGCUACAGCUGGUGGAAUAAAAGCUGCCAACGCAAAGAAAGCUGCUAUUGCAGAAGCUGCUGCUAAAAAAGCCACCGAUGAAAAAAACGCAGCCGAACAACGUAGACAUAAUUUAAAAAUGGAAAAGUUGGCAGCAGAGGUUGAAAAAACUAAAACGGAAAAGAAAGGUUCAGGAGUGGGAGAAAUGAUAGGCACAAUGAAAGAAUUUGGAAAAAAAUUUAGUGAAGAAACCAAGAAAACUGUUAAACAAGGAUUAAAUAAAUUAGUAGAUAGUAUUGACACAGGAGAAAUCAAAGUCAAACAUAAGGGUAAUGGAAUAUUUUUUAAAAAUAUACGCACUGGAGAAGGAAUAUAUCUUUCGAAGUAUAAAGGAGAAGGAGUUAUUUUUGGAACAAAAUAA